UAUUGGUUGGGAAGAUCCCUAGAAGAUAGGGAUUCCUCCUUGGCCGUUGCUCACGUCUUCAACAAACUCCCUAAUCUUCGGUCAAAGCUUGGACCUCUUCCCAUCUUAUGACGGCGUGGCCCAUGUUGGGCUUCUGGGCUUGGAACUUGACCUAUCUCCUCUUGUCGCCAGAGCCUUGUCGCUGGUCUUACGUCGCCCAGGCUUUGUCGCCUGUCGCUUCACUCGACAGGCUCACUUGACACGACGCCACCUGCGACACGAUGAUACCUGGAUGGCACGACAAUAUCAGACGUCAAAGCAGUUAUGUCGUUAGUCCAAUAAAGUGGGAUAACAGUUUGCCCCCAAUUGUGAGUUUGCGGAGUGCAUACAAAGCAAAAGAAACAAUUCAAAAUUCAAAAAGUAAACCGUCUACAACCGUCCAGUUCGUGGGACGGAACCGUUCCGAUUCUCGAAGUAAUAAAUGCCAAUUUUUCGCGACAUGAAAUAAAGUGUCUUAGAAUUUUUCGAAGGAAGUUUCCAGAUCUGAAAACAAGAGAGAGAAAAGGAAGGGAGGAAUUGCUUUCGUUGCUUCGAUUUAGCCAUACCCAGGUAAAAUUUCGAUCAUUUCCUUCGAUUUUCUUGUAGAUUUUAGUAGAGCGAUGGCAAAAACUAGGCCGACCGUGGUUAAGGAUAAGGAAGAUGUUGGGGUUAGUCGGGCCAAGUCACUCAACCCGAUCUACUCUACUGUUGAGGAUCCAGCGGCUUUUAUAACUCUCGCCGGUCUGCCGCCGUCGGCUGAAGUGAGGAUUCCUGGUCAAGAGGAUGAGGCCAAGGAUUGCCCGGAGGGUUAUGUGGUCAUGUAUGAGUACCCUUUUAUUCUGGGGUUUUUGUUUCCUUUUACACCCUUGGCUAGAUCUUUUGUUGAGGUGUUCAAUUUAAGCCCUGGCCAAUUGAUGCCCCAGAUCUGGCGUAUUUUUACUGUAGUGCAUAGGGUUACUUCGGGUUGGCGAACACCGUUUGACUUGGCUGAUCUGAUGCAUGUUUAUGAUUUAUCCUUGAAGGAGUGUUGUCGGUAUACUUUGGUGACGAAGAAAAAGAAGAAGAAUUUGUGUGUCGGGUUAGCUGUAAAUGAUAGGGGUUGGCAAAGUCGUUUUGUUUAUGUGAAUAAGGCGUCUCUGGGAGAAGUAGGAAACUUCUUAGUGGAAGGGUGGACGACGGAAGUUGUUGAUACGUCGUUAGCUGGUUUGAACUCUGACUCUCACGAUAAGUGUUUGAGGUUUCUGGGUUGUUCUGUCGUGGAGAGAUCGUUCAGCCGUGACGGAGGUCGUUUGGGAAGUCAAGAGGGGAGUCAAGUUGGUGACGUUGACGAGGAGGAGGCUGAAGACGAGACGAUUUGCUUAGUUCGUCGUCGACGGAGGUUGGACUUACUCGAGGAAGUCGUUGCGAAUUCGUCGUCUGCAUCAGAGGAAGAGUUUGAGAUGGCUAACACAUCAGAGAAUACGCUGUCGUCUAAGCCAGUGUCGAGGAUGUCACAGAGCGAGAUGAUGGAACGAGCUAGGAAGCGGUUGAGGUCGAACAGUAACGCUGGUGGGCAGGGUGGUCAGGCGAUGCCUCUCGUGCCUCGUUAUUCUAAGAUAGGUGCGUCGCCUGAGACGCCCGUUGUUAUAGGGGGUGAAGGUUUUCAUCCUCUAUCAUCGUCGUCGCCGCCGAGGCCGUUUCAGGUGUCGUCGACUGCUGUUGCUGCGACUAGGCCCCCUGCUGCGUCGGCCAAGAAGCGUCCUGCUGACAAAAGCUCCGUCGAGGAUACUGUUGUCACUCUGCCCCCGAACUUCUUGGGCGACGGUGAAGAUGCCGUUGUUUGGCCGCAUGCAGACCGAUUGAUAUUGCCCUCGACGUAUCAGCGUUAUCAUGAGGUCGUACCUCUUUCUGUCGCGUCGGACGCUGCUGAACUAAGCCUGCGGGCGUCACAGGCUGCUUUGGCCGUGCGUAGGCAGUGCUCCUUGUUGUGCGACGAGCUUAUCUCCUCGAAGAACCAAGUGGCUAUGGAGAAGAAGGCGGCGACUUCUUGGGAAGGUAAGUGGAUGGCUUCUGAGAAGAAGUUGGUCGAUCUUGCUGCGGCGGUUAAGUCGAAAGACGAACAAUUAAAGGGCAAGGACGACCAGAUUGCUGACGCGUCGAAGGAGUUGGAAAGGGUAAAGGGGGAGUUGGCGUCGACCGUGGAAGAAAUGCAAGGGUUAAGGAUUUUAUACGACGCUUUGCAGGAGGAGUUUAAGGAUUGCGAGGCUUUGGCUGUGUGGAGGACGAGGGCGCAGAUGAUGUUCUCGUGUUUGAAGGGGGAGGUUAGCCUCUGGCCAUGCCAAAAAGAGGUGGAUGACUACCUUGCUAAUGGUGGUACCCUUGAAGAGUUGUCGGUGCCGGUGGUGGACGCGGAUGAGUUGGCGAUGGAAGCCGACACUGCUGGUACUAACGGAGCUGAUGCCGAUGUCGCCCCUCUGGUCGAAGACGUUUCUUCCGUUGAUCGAGAGGGUGAAGCGUCCAUGGAGCAAGGCGAGGGAGAUGUUCCCGUCGUCGCCCCUCCCGAGGUGGAUUUGGCAGACGCGACGGUCAAUGUUGACAUGCCCCCGAUAUCGGAUCAAGUUGUCUCGACCCCUCUUCCAGACGAACAUAUGUAA
Molecule: messenger RNA, 2651 nt
Organism: Spinacia oleracea (spinach)
Lineage: Eukaryota; Viridiplantae; Streptophyta; Magnoliopsida; Caryophyllales; Amaranthaceae
Exons: 4
Coding region: 639-2651 (670 amino acids)
Source: RefSeq, a predicted model, not a curated record